This is a messenger RNA of Dunckerocampus dactyliophorus (ringed pipefish), 1327 nucleotides long. RefSeq names its product deoxyguanosine kinase, mitochondrial-like. The record is from RefSeq and is a predicted model, not a curated record. Lineage: Eukaryota; Metazoa; Chordata; Actinopteri; Syngnathiformes; Syngnathidae. The transcript is spliced from 7 exons. Gene Ontology annotation, molecular function: deoxynucleoside kinase activity. The coding region runs from base 227 to 1162 and encodes 311 amino acids. Gene Ontology annotation, cellular component: mitochondrion; cytoplasm.
CUUUGUAGCGCCUUUACGAGUUGAAAGCCGAAUGUUGAAGUAGAAAUGCUACAUUUGUAAUACGAUUAAAAGCAGCGAAGUAGAAGCGUUGCUACAGUGUAAGUCAAUAUGUUAUUCGUUGACGUUAAUUGAGAUGCCUUAUUGUUAGCAUAAAUACUAAAGAGACGAUAGCAUUAGCAAAGAUAAAUGACAUCGUUGUCAUGAGGUUACAGUCAUCCAUUCCAGAAUGUUUUUAGUUUAUAGGUGCCGUGUCUUUAAUAGGGUGUACAACUCACAAACGCAGGCUUGUAUAGUGCAGGCUUUUAGACAGUGUGCGUCGUCUGACAACCUCCUGCAAGCAGUUAAACAAGCAAAACCUUACAAAAGCACGAUGGCAAAAAGAACGAUUUCAUCAAAUGCAGCCGCUUCAAAUGGAGAUGGAAAUACGAGACUGAAGAGAGUUUCUAUAGAGGGAAACAUUGCUGUUGGAAAGUCAACCUUUGCGCGAUUUUUGAGAGCAGCUUGUCAAGAAUGGGAGGUGGUUUCUGAACCUGUCAGCAAGUGGCAGAACAUUGACAGCGGGACCUCAAAGGGGACGGGUGCAUCCCCCCAGAAGACUGUGAGCAACCUGCUGGAUAUGAUGUACCAGGAUCCUCAGCGCUGGUCCUAUACCUUCCAGACGCACGCCUGCAUGAGCCGCUUCAAAACACAGCUGCAGCCUCCUCCUGCACGCCUGCUGUCAUCAAUGGGAACACCGGUGCAGGUUUAUGAGCGCUCUGUCUACAGCGACAGAUACAUCUUUGCCCUGAACAUGUAUGAGCUAGGAUGCAUCAACUCCACAGAGUGGGCAGUCUACCAGGACUGGCACUCAUUUCUGGUGGAACAGUUUGGACACCAGGUGGCGCUAGACGGCAUUAUAUAUCUCAAAGCACCUCCUGAGAAAUGUAUGGAGCGCCUGGAGCGGAGAGGCAGGCCAGAGGAGAGGAAUGUGCAACUGGACUAUCUCCACAAGUUACACGAGCAACACCAGAGGUGGCUUGUGGAUAGAAGCACUGAGAUCCAUUUUGACACGUUGAAAAAGAUACCUGUGCUGGAGCUCGAUGCCAGUGUGGAGUUUCAGAGUGACCCGACAGUACGGGAGAACUUCAUGGCACAGGCCCGAGAUUUCUUCCAAGCAUUAUGAGGAGUCAUCAUCAGGUGUGAUGACGCCAGUCAGAACUCUUAAUAUGUGUCAUGUGAUAUGCAUCGGCAGCAGUUUAUUGGUUUAUUUAGUCUUCUUGAGUUUAUUUAGUCUUCUUCGGACGCAGUCACUAUUGGAAUACUCUCAUAUAAAAGCACUGUUUUUGUC